Messenger RNA from Penicillium robsamsonii, 228 nucleotides. RefSeq lists its product as uncharacterized. Lineage: Eukaryota; Fungi; Ascomycota; Eurotiomycetes; Eurotiales; Aspergillaceae. The coding region runs from base 1 to 228 and encodes 75 amino acids. The transcript has 2 exons. The record is from RefSeq and is a predicted model, not a curated record.
AUGCCCCCGUCAAAGGAAAGCAACCACGCCGUCAUCGACUCAUCGACUCAUUUGUGGUCGGAUGUCGGUCAGCCCCCUAGUGUAUGUAACUUCAUGUGCCGCCUCAAGCCACAUGGUAUCAUCGCAUGUCGGACAUUUGCCUAUUUUGUUCAGUCUUGGGGGAACAUCCAUAGAUGGGGCCGUCUCUUGGUGUCCCCUCCUUUGUCGAGAGACGAGGGAAAGAAGUGA